Messenger RNA from Penaeus vannamei (Pacific white shrimp), 2685 nucleotides. Lineage: Eukaryota; Metazoa; Arthropoda; Malacostraca; Decapoda; Penaeidae. The record is from RefSeq and is a predicted model, not a curated record.
AUGGCCAGAGAACAGACAAUCCGCAGUGCCAGAAAGAACAGUCCACAGUGCCAGAGACAAUCCGCAGUGCCAGAGACAAAUCACAGGUGCCAGAGACAUCCGCAGUGCCAGAGAAAUCCACCAGUGGCCAGAGACAAUCCGCAGUGCAGAGAACAAUCCGCAGUGCCAAGAGAGACAAUCCGCAAGUACCAGAACCAUCCACAGUGCCAGAGACAAUCCGCGUGGGCAGAACCAUCCACAGUGCCAGAAGACAAUCCGCAGUCCAGAACCAUCCACAGUGCCAGAGACAAUCGCAGUGCCAGAACCAUCCACAGUGCAGAGACCAAUCCGCAGUGUGCCCAGAGGACAAUCCACCAGUGCCAGAGACAAUCCACAGUGCAGAACAAUCCGCAGUGCCAGAGACAUCCCAAGACCAUCCCACAGUGCCAGAGACAAUCCGCAGUGCCAGAACCAAUCCACAGUGCCAGAGACAAUCCGCAGUGCCACAAUCCGCAGAACAGAUACAGAACCAUCCACAGUGCCAGAGACAAUCCGCAGUGCCAGAACCAUCCACAGUGCCGGACCGCAGUAGCAUCCACAGUGCCAGAGACAAUCCGCAGUGCCAGAACCAUCCACAGUGCCAGAGACAAUCCGCCAGUGCCUAGAGAGUCCACCAGUGCCAGAGACAUGCCACAGUGCCAGAGGCCAGAUCCGCAAGUGCCAGAGACGAAUUCACAGUGCCAGAGACAAUCCCACAGUGCCCAGAGACACUCCACAUGCCAGAGACAAUCCGCACCGAACAAUCCAAGUGCGAAGACCAGAACCAUCCACAUGCCAGAGGACAAUCCGCAGUGCAGAACCAUCCACAGUGCCAGAGAAAUCCGCAGUGCCAGAUCCACCAGUGCCAGAGACAAUCCGCAGUCGCAGCAGAGACAAUCGCAAGUGCCAGAACCAUCCACAGUGCCAGAGACAAUCCGCAGUACCAGAACCAUCCACAGUGCCAGAGACAAUCCGCAGUGCCAGAAACCACCACAGUGCCAGAUACAUCCCACAGUGCCAGGACAAUCCGCAGUGCCAGAGACAAUCCGCGUAAGUACCCAGAACAUCCACAGGGCCAGAGACAAUCCGCAGUGCCCAGAACAUCCACAGUGCCAGAACCAACCAAUCACAGUGCCAGAGACAAUCCGCCCAGAACCUUGCCAGAACCAUCACAGUGCCAGAGACAAUCCGCAGUACCAGAACCAUCACAGUGCAUGCAGUACAAUCGCAGUUGCCAGAACCAUCCACAGUGCCAAGACAAUCCGCAAGUACCAGAACAUCCACAAGUGCCAGAGCAAUCCCAAGUGCAGAACCAUCCACAGUUGCCAGAAGACAAUCCACAGUGCCAGAGACAAUCCGCCUAGUUGCCAGAGACAAUCCGCAACCAGUGCCAAGAGACAAUCCGCAGUGCCAGAGCUGCCAGACAAUCACAGUGCCAGAGAACAAUCCACAGUGCAGAGACAAUCGCACAGAGUGCCAAUCCACAGUGAGACAAUCCGCAGCAGUGUGCCAGAGACACCAGGCCCAAUCCGCAGUGCCAGAGACAAUCAUACCAGCCAGUGCCAGAGACAAUCCGCAGUGCCAGAACCAUCCACAGUGCCAGAGACAAUCCGCAGUACCAGAACCAUCCACAGUGCCAGAGACAAUCCGCAGUGCCAGAGAGAGUGCCAGAGACAAUCCGCAGUGCCAGAGACAAUCCGCAGUGCCAGAGACAAUCCGCAGUCCCAGAACCAUCCACAGUGCCAGAGACAAUCCACAUGCCCAGAGACAAUCCGCAGUGCAAGAACCAUCCACAGUGCAGAGACAAUCCACAGUAGAACAAUCCCAGUGCAGAGACAAUUGCCAGAGACAAUCCACCGAGCAUGCAGUGCCAAACAAUCCACAGUGCAGAGACAAUCCCACAGUGCCAGAGACAAACAUCAGUGCAGUGCCAGCAGACAAUCCGCAGUCCCAUGCAGUGCCAGAGGUGCCAGAGACGUGCCAGAGACAAUCCAAAGUGCCAGAGAACAAUCCACAGUGCCAGAGACAUCCACAGUUGCCAGAGACAAUCCACAGUGCCAGAGGGCCAGACAGACAAAUCCACAGUGCCAGAGACAAUCCACAGUGCCAGAGUGUGCUGCCAGGGACAUCCACAGUGCCAAACGGAGAGACAGACAGCGCAAAGGGGCACGACUUAGAAAGAUCGUUCGAUCCUGCUUGGUCGGAGGAUUCGCGCCCAGCAUCGACAUUCCCGAAACCACGACGGAGCCACCGCCAACCACCCCGGACCCAGCCACUCUGCCGUACUUCCUCCACCACCUCAACACCACCAACGUCACCAUCAUCCACGGGAAAACCGCCACUUUGGAUUGCCAGGUCUUCAGGCUUCGCGACCGCACGGAGAAGAUGUGGUCAUCUUCUCCUCCACUUUACGGUAUCCUGUUUUGUGCUCAUAACGAUACGGUGGUUCACCCUGGGCGUUUAACGCGAGAGAAACCACUUUGCUCAAACAACGACGAGAAUACACCAUACCCAAGAUCGUAUGUUGUCCAAAGUACGAACUGUGAGAGUAAUACACAGAAAGGAGGGAAGAGAUCAACGGGAUUGCCUCUGGGGGGAUUUGAGCUCGCGAUCGAGAAUAUGAAGCUGGUGUCUGAAAGUACUGGGCCCUCGUGGCAGGGAAAAUAG